CUCUUACUCUCAAGCAGCUUAUCUCCUCGCCGUAAUUCAAUUAGCAUCGUAUUUGUUUUCGUGGGUAUCUAUAUAUUUGUGUUACAAAAAUAAAUAAAAUGAAAUAUAAUUAAAAUAAUUAUUCAAAGAGGAGAUGUUUGUUUUAUGUUACAAAUUCCCCCGAGGCGUUGGUCCAAUGGAAGUCAAAUCUCGUAUUCAAUUUUCGUAUCCAAUAAUCAAUAUGGAUAGAUUUAUCCCAAAAUUUGUUCUUCCUUUUUUUUUGUUGCUAUAUUAGUUAAUUAAUUAAUUAAAAAUAUAUUUCAAAAUGUCUUCCUAAUUUGUCCGCUUCUCCGCUGCGGCUCGUUGAUCUCACCUUCUUCUUCUUCUUCUUCUUCCUCCUCGAGCUCUCAUGCCGCGUCGUUGACGCAACAAUCAACAUCUUAACCUGCGCUUGUAUGUGCGCACGAUAAUGGAGGCGGUGGCUCCGUCUUCUUUCGUCUCCAAGGCUCGGACCGCCUUCCACUCCGCCGCCGCAAAGGCGGAGCGCGUCUUCACUGAUCUCAAAUCUGAUCUAGACGCGGAGACGCAAUCGGCGAGGAACGACGAUCUCUCAAAGGAUAACGAUGAAGUGAAGCGUCGAGGUUGGAGAGGGGCACAUAUCAGAACAAAGCAAGACUGGCAAGAUAGAUUGAAAAACUUUAGGCUAGGGAGGAAAGGAGUUGAAGAUAAAGAAAAGGUUGAAAAUUCAACAAUGGCAUUCCCUUUUUACGACGAAAAUAUGUAUAUCCACAGAGUGAGACAAGAACAGGAAACCAAGGCAUCAGAUGUUGCCAUAUUGGUAGAAUCUCUUAAUGCUACUGAUGUGAACAAUAUUCCUCCAUCAUCUACUGUGAAGCAGCUGGCUGUGGCUCUCGAAGCGGGAAAGAGAGCAAAGACUGUCAAAGAUUUUGUUGCAUCUUCUGGAAGUUCAUCACCAGUGAAGGAGAGAGGUGCCUUGAGCCUCUCUGCAGUGAAGUCACUGGUCCUCGGUGACAAAGAAGAUAAGCAUGGAUUUGAUCCCGGAGAUGAGGAUAGACUUGUUUCUCUAACUCAAGCCUUGUGUGAUGCAGAGAGUAGUUUCCUCAGCAGAAAGAUAGGCGCUGAUUUUGGGUCUCCUGCCAACACAUCGUCUUUGCCUAAAGAUAUUCAUGCUGCUCCCCCAGACGGCUUUGUUGUUAAGCUAGCAGAAGUAAUAGGAAGUUUUACAACGCUAAGGAGAAUGGCUUUGUUCUGGUGCAGGAUUGUUGAUGAAUUGAGAAGAUUUUGGGUUGAAGGAAAGCACAUACCAGGGAUCCCUCUGGAUGAGAUUCCAGAUUUAAAGUUUUGCCUGAUGCAUCAAUGGCUCCAGGUCAUAAAUUGCUGCCUUGCUAGGAAAGGACAUUGGAGAAUCGCGUCUGAAGCACUAGAAGCUGUAAUGAGGCAAGCCAGUUCGACCGAUGAAGACUCGGAUGUUUCGGAAGGAAUGCCUUCCUCUGUUCGUCUUUUGUACACCAAAAGCAAUACCGGGGAAUUCAUACUCCGGCUAGGUGUUAGCCAUCAAGUUGAGAACUUAACAUUGUUGGAAACCGGUGAACCUGUGUAUGCCCCAAUAACUCAGGAAGGGCCGCUGUUGACUGAAGAUCUUAUUCGAGAAACAGAGGAACUGGUGCUGCGGACAGGGAGCAUGGGCGCCGGUUGUUCUCAACUCCUGUCUGACAUGCAGGCUUACAAGGCAGCAAACCCUGGCUGUAUCUUGGAAGAUUUUGUGAGAUGGCACUCCCCUCCAGAUUGGACCGAAAACGAUUCAUCUCCCGGAGAGGGUCGUCUAAGCACGCGGAUGCAAAAAGAAGGUAAUUUGUGGAGAGAGCUCUGGGAAACCGCCAGGCCCGUGCCCGCUGUUAAACAAUCACCUCUCUUUGAUGAGGAUUUGGCAGUGGAAGGAAUCUUGAAUUGUCUGGAAGACAUACCAGCUUCUGAGCUUUUCGAGCAACUGUUUCUAUCUCUACUCGCCUUGGGAUUUGUGAUGUCAGAGCCGAGACUAGCGAAGAACGACGAUUUAUCAAAGCUGUUCUACGAGUGCAAGGACUACGUAGUCACCACUUGUCAGGGACGUGCCUGGACCGAUAAACUCGACGAUCUCGUCCAGGUCUAUGAAACCGUGGAAACGAUGUUAUCGCGUCCCGACGAGGUCAUGAGAUCGAUGAAGCAGACAGAGGAAUCUCCGGUGAGCGGCAAUGGCAAAGGCAAGAACAGGUUCAAGCGGCUCGGCUUCAUCUUCCGUGGUAAAGAGAGAGGCCAAAAGAAGCAGUCGGAAGAAGAGGAAGAAGAAGGAGGGAAAGGUUAUGAACCGAGCCCUAAUCGUCAGUCUUUCUCUAGUUUCUUGGACGCCAAGUCAUCUUUGUUUUCAAAGAGACCUCCUCGACCAGAAACUCAGACGCCAAUUUUAUCCGAUUGAUCCCUAAACUAAACUGUAAAUUAUCACUGAAAAAAAAACAAUUCCCAUUGAUUUUUCUUUUUUCAGAUGAAAAUGAAUAAAUAUGUGACUGUAAAUGUAUUGGAUUGAUUGGUAAACUGUAAAUUAUUGUUGAAAAAGCGGCCCUCA
This is a messenger RNA of Tarenaya hassleriana, 2599 nucleotides long. Its product is annotated as rab3 GTPase-activating protein catalytic subunit. Gene Ontology annotation, biological process: positive regulation of GTPase activity. The record is from RefSeq and is a predicted model, not a curated record. The transcript has 14 exons. Bases 449 to 2452 code for a protein of 667 amino acids. Gene Ontology annotation, molecular function: GTPase activator activity. NCBI's taxonomy places the organism in Eukaryota, Viridiplantae, Streptophyta, Magnoliopsida, Brassicales, Cleomaceae.